AUGGUUCCAUGGAUGCUACUUUUGUGCCUCAUCAUGGUGUUUGGAGCUUUUGGUGCCCAAGCUGCUGGUGAUAAUAAGCCGGUUAGGGCUUUCUUUGUGUUUGGAGAUUCACUUGUUGAUGCUGGCAACAACAAUUUCUUAGUCACCGCUGCUCGAGCCGAUACGCCGCCUUAUGGCAUCGAUUAUCCUACUCAACAGCCGACCGGCCGGUUCUCUAAUGGACUCAACAUUGCUGACAUUAUCAGUGAGAAAAUCGGGUCGGAACCAGCAUUACCAUGCUUGCAUCCACUUCUCCAUGGAAAUCGGCUGCUUAUCGGUGCCAACUUUGCUUCUGCCGGAGUUGGAAUCCUCAAUGACACUGGUAUUCAGUUUGUUGAGAUAAUCAGAAUGUACGACCAGUUGGAUUUCUUCAGAAAGUACCAAAGAGAGUUGAUUGCUCAUGUAGGAGCAGAUAAAGCUAAAGAGAUCGUCAAUGGAGCACUCUUUCUUGUCGUUGUUGGUGGAAAUGAUUUUGUGAACAACUAUUUCUUGGUGCCUCACUCUGCUAGAUCUAACCAAUUCUCUUUACAUGAUUAUGUUCCAUUUCUCAUAUCCCAGUUCAAACCAAUUCUCACCACUUUAUAUGAUUUGGGGGCACGUAGGAUUCUUGUGACGGGUAACGGACCGUUGGGUUGUCCUCCGGCGGAAUUGGCUGCGCGAAGCAAGAACGGGGAGUGUGCGACAGAGCUACAACAAGCCGCGAACAUGUUUAACCCACAACUCAGUCAAAUGCUUAAGGAACUUAACACCAAUUAUAAACGUGACAUUUUCGUUGGUGUUAAUAUGGAUAUCUUGCAAGAUGACUUCAUCACCGACCCUAAAAAAUAUGGAUUUAGUACAUCAAAGGAUGCAUGUUGUGGGCAAGGAGCUUAUAAUGGGGUUGGAUUCUGCAAUCCGACGUCGUUUGUGUGCCAAGACCGUAACCAAUAUGUGUUUUGGGAUCAGUAUCACCUGACUGAGAAGGCAAACAGGAUUGUGGUUGAUAAGAUGAUGUCUGCUUCUGCUGACUUCAUUUUCCCUAUGAAUCUUAGCACUAUCAUGGUUAUGGAUGCCAAAGUGUGA
Messenger RNA from Tripterygium wilfordii, 1101 nucleotides. RefSeq names its product GDSL esterase/lipase At4g28780-like. The transcript is spliced from 5 exons. The record is from RefSeq and is a predicted model, not a curated record. The coding region runs from base 1 to 1101 and encodes 366 amino acids. NCBI's taxonomy places the organism in Eukaryota, Viridiplantae, Streptophyta, Magnoliopsida, Celastrales, Celastraceae. Gene Ontology annotation, biological process: lipid metabolic process. Gene Ontology annotation, molecular function: lipase activity.